GCUGCGCAGAACAAUUCGCAUUUAAUAAUUGUCAUAUGUGGAUCGUCUGCGCAGUCGCAUGAAAUUGAAAACACGUGAAUCUUACUUCAGUGAUUACACUAAGUUUGUGAUUGGCCAUUGACGUUGCAAUUUACCAAACGAGCAACGGGAGCUCAUAAAGCAGCACAUGAGCCUGUUUGUGCGAUAGAAGCGCGUGUACUCGAGCACUCGCACACAUAAUGGCGCUUUUUAAAACACGGGGAUAUGGAUUUAUUAUCCUGUUUGCGUUUACGUUCAGUACAUUAAUACACUGCAGAAGUUUGCUAGAUUCGUCUGUGGCACAAUCAACUAACGUUAGCGAUGAAGUGGAUAAAAUGUUAUCUGUUAUAUCCGAUCACGAGGGAUUUAAUGAGCAGUUAGUUGAUUUAGUUGACGUCUCCGAUCUGCAGAGGAGCGCUGUAAAUGCAACUAGCGAUGAAGGGGAAACAACUUCUGAUAUGUCAGGUCCGGACGGAUUUUAUGAGCAGUUAGCUGAUUUUGACUACCCCAUUGAAGACGACGCCGUCUCUGAUCUGCAGAGGAGCAAUGAAAAUAUAACUAGCGAUGAAGGGGAUACAACCUUAUCUGAUAUGUCAAAUCAAGAGGGAUUUUAUGAGAAUUUAGAUGAUUUUGACUACCCCAUUGAUGAUGAUGAUGAUGACGACGCCGCCGUCUCUGAUCUGGAGUGGAGUGCUGUAAACACAACUAGUGAUGAAGGGGAUGAAACUUUAUCUAUGUCAGAUCAAGAGGGGUUUAAUGAGCAGUUGGUGCAUUUUGACUACCCCAUUGAUGACGACGACGACAAUGACGACAGCGAGGGUGAUGCAGUCUCUGAUCUACAAAGGAGCGCUGUAACACAACUAGCGAUGACGGUGUUGAAACUUUAUCUGAUAUGUCAGAUCAAGAGGGUUAUGAGCAGUUAGUGGAUUUUGACUACCCCAUUGAUGACGCAGUCUCUGAUCUGGAGAGGAGCACUUUAAAUACAACUAGCGCUGAUGAGGAUAAAACAUUAUCUGAUAUGUCAGAUCAAGAGGGAUUUUAUGAGCAGAUGGCUGAUUUUGACUACCCCAUUGACGACCAUACCAUCUCUGAUCUGGAGAGGAGCACUUUAAAUACAACUAGCGAUGAAGGGAAUAAAACAUCAUCUGAUAUGUCAGAUCAAGAGGGAUUUUAUGAGCAGUUAGUGGAUUUUGACUACCCCAUUGACGACGAUGACUACGACAACGCAGUCUCUGAUCUGCAGAGGAGCGCUGUAAAUACAACCAGUGAUGACAGUGAUAAAACAUUAUUUAGGUCCGAUCAAGAGGGUUUUUAUGAGCAGUUAGUGAAUUUUGAUGUCCCCAGUGGGGACGAUGAUGACGCGGUCUCUGAUCUGCAGAGAAGUGCUGUAAAUACAACUAGUGAUGAAGGGGAAAUAACAUCAUCUGAUAUGUCAGAUCAAGAGGGAUUUUAUGAGCAGACAAUUGAUUUUGACUACCCCAAUGACGACCAUGCUAUCUCUGAUCUACAGAGCGUUGUUAAUACAACUAGCGAUGAAGGGGAUAUAACAUCAUCUGAUAUGUCAGAUCAAGAGGAAUUUUAUGAGCAGUUAGAGAAUUUUGACUACCCCAUUGACGACUACGACGACGCAGUCUCUGAUCUGCAGAGGAGCGCUGUAAAUACAACCAGUGAUGACGGUGAUAAAACAUUAUUUAGGUCCGAUCACGAGGGACUUUAUGAGUUGGCUGAUUUUGACUACCCCAGUGGGGACUACGCUGUCUUGGAUCUGCAGAAGAGUGCUGUGAAAACAUUUAGCGAUGAAGGGGAUAAAACAUUAUCUUAUAUGUCAGAUCAAGAGGGAAUUUAUGAGCAGACUGCUGAUUUUGGCUACCCCAUUGACAACAACGAUGCCAUCUCUGAUCUGCAGAGGAGCGCUUUUAAUAAAACUAGCAAUGAAGAGGAUAAAACAUUAUCUGAUGAGCAGACAGCUGAUUUUGGCUACCCCAUUGACAACAACAAUGUCGUCUCUGAUCUACAGAGGAGCGCUGUGAAUACAACUAGCGACGAAGGGGAUAAAACGUUAUCUGGCAUGUCCGCUUCUACAACACUUACCCAAAUGCCACAUAAUCCUUUCUAUCCUUAUAUCUUUUCACCGCUCUCUGUUGAUGUCUAAAGAGUGAAAUGUAAGGAAUUUAAUUAUGAAUAAAAAAAUGUUUUUCAGA
Messenger RNA from Triplophysa dalaica, 2219 nucleotides. Its product is annotated as dentin sialophosphoprotein-like. The transcript has 14 exons. Lineage: Eukaryota; Metazoa; Chordata; Actinopteri; Cypriniformes; Nemacheilidae. The coding region runs from base 911 to 2170 and encodes 419 amino acids. The record is from RefSeq and is a predicted model, not a curated record.